AUGGCGUCGUCCGGAAAUUGUGCUCCGAAUACCGACAAGAGCGACGCGGUUCUGGAGAACUUGAUUGCCAAGGGUGAGUUCGAGCGGUCUCGCCAUCUUUAAUGAAAGCAUCAACUUUAGAAAUUCUUCCGCAAUCGGCAAACUGGGAAGGAACAGAAGAGUUUCUGAACCGCAUCGUCCAAGUGCUCCUCAAGUACAUCAAGGAUCAGAACGAGCGCGGUCAGAAGGUUCUCGAAUUCCAUCACCCGGACAAGAUGCAAAAGCUGAUCGACACGUCGAUUCCGGAGCAGCCGGAGAGCCUCCUUCAGCUCGUCAAGGUCCGUUUUCUCGUUUUCAUUUUCAUUUCGGCGCCCCGGGGGCACAUUAUUUGAUGCGGCCUCUUGAGUGUACGUUUAUUUGUUUUGCAGAGCUGCGAAGACGUGCUCCGACUCGGCGUACGCACCGGACACCCACGCUUUUUCAACCAAAUCUCGUGCGGCCUCGAUUUGGUUUCGAUGGCCGGCGAAUGGCUCACCGCCACUGCCAACACUAACAUGUGAGGGGGGAAAUGGAAUUUGGUGUCGAAUGAGCUGUAUAGUUGUACAAUCGUUAAGAGUCCCAUUAAGUGUCCUUUUGUGUGUCCAAUGGGAUUGCAAGCGCCUUCAACCUCAACCUUUUGCAAAGUGCGGCUUUGAAGCGGCACAGUACUCUUAGGAGUGGUGGUACAAAAAAGGUGUCAACUACAAAAGUAAUAAGCUAGAAAUUUCCUAGAUGUUUGUAGUUGAUCACUUUUUUCUAGAAUCACGUCGAAGCGCACUGUAGCUCUUGGAAGUUUUGAUAAUUUUUGAGGCGAUUGAGAGAGCUACAGUAUUGCACUACAGGUUCACCUACGAAAUCGCGCCGGUGUUCAUUCUGAUGGAGAAGUCGGUGAUGGCGCGUAUGUGGGAGGCGAUCGGCUGGGACACCGAGAAGGCCGACGGAAUCUUCGCCCCGGGCGGCGCCAUCGCCAAUCUGUACGCCAUGAACGCGGCACGUCAUCAUUUGUGGCCACGCAGCAAGCAUCUCGGCAUGAAGGACAUUCCGACGCUUUGCUGCUUCACCAGCGAGGAUGUGAGUUGUUGUCAGGAGGGAAUCGAACGAGACCCGUCAUUUCAGAGUCACUACUCGAUAAAGAGCGCGGCGGCGGUGUGCGGCAUCGGCGCCGACUACUGCUUCAACAUUCCGACGGACAAGAGCGGAAAGAUGAUUCCGGAGGCGCUCGAAGCGAAGAUAAUCGAGUGCAAGAAGGAGGGACUGACGCCGUUCUUUGCGUGUUGCACCGCCGGCAGCACCGUCUACGGAGCGUUCGACCCGCUGGAACGUGUGGCCGACGUUUGCGAGCGUCACAAACUGUGGUUCCACGUGGACGCCGCGUGGGGCGGCGGCGUGCUCCUCUCGCCCGAGCACCGCUACAAACUGGCGGGCAUCGAGCGCGCCAACUCGGUGACGUGGAACCCGCACAAGCUGAUGGGCGCCCUCCUUCAGUGCUCGGCGUGUCUGUUCCGGCAGGACGGACUGCUCUUUCAGUGCAAUCAAAUGUCCGCCGACUACCUCUUCCAGCAGGACAAGCCGUACGAUGUCAGCUUCGACACUGGGGAUAAGGCGAUCCAGUGCGGACGGCACAACGACGUCUUCAAGCUGUGGCUCAUGUGGAAGAGCAAGGGAAUGGAGGGCUACCGGCAGCAGAUCAACAAACUCAUGGAUCUUGCCAACUAUUUCACGAGACGCAUCAAGGAGACCGAGGGCUUCGAGCUCAUUAUCGACAAGGUGGGGGGCGAUGAUUUUUCAAAGUUGCGGCUUCUAAAAAGUGACCAUUUGCAGCCCGAGUUCCUGAACAUUUGCUUCUGGUACGUGCCGUCGAAGAUCCGUAACCUGGAGCCGGCGGAACUGCGCGCGCGGCUCGACAAGAUCGCGCCCAAGAUCAAGGCGGGCAUGAUGCAGAGGGGCACUACGAUGGUCGGCUAUCAGCCGGACAAACAACGCCCCAACUUCUUCCGAAUGAUCAUUUCCAAUCAGGUUUGUCGUGCAACUUUCUGGAGGAUAGUGGUGGAACAGUCGAGUUUUCAGGCGAUCACCCGCGAGGACUUGGAUUUCUUGAUCAACGAAAUCGUCGACAUUGGAGAAUCUUUGCAAUAG
This is a messenger RNA of Caenorhabditis sp. 36 PRJEB53466, 2154 nucleotides long. The record is from the annotation of a GenBank genome assembly. Lineage: Eukaryota; Metazoa; Nematoda; Chromadorea; Rhabditida; Rhabditidae.